AGGCACCUGGGCCGCCGCCCCUGUCGGCCCCUCCUCCCGCGGCCGGGAAAAGGAAAGUCGCGGCGGGGGCGCUGCCCGGCCUCCGUCCCCGCCCGCCCGCCGUCCUGCCGGCCGGAGCCGCGGCGCCCAGAGCUGCGAGCCGCGCGCUCCUCCGCCGCCCCGGCCCGGGCCGCCAUGUCGCUGUGGAAGAAAACCAUCUACCGGAGUCUGUGCCUGGCCCUGGCCCUGCUUGUGGCUGUGACCGUGUUCCAGCGCAGUCUCACCCCUGGUCAGUUUCUGCAGGAGCCUCCGCCACCCACCCUGGAGCCACAGAGGGCCCAGAAGCCAAACGGACCGCUGGUGAACUCCAACAACUUCUGGAAGAACCCGAAGGAUGUGGCCACACCCAUGACCGUGGCCUCUCAGGGGCCCCAGGCCUGGGACGUGACCACCACUAACUGCUCAGCCAACAUCAACCUGACCCACCAAGCCUGGUUCCAGGGCCUGGAGCCGCAGUUCCGGCAGUUUCUCUUCUACCGCCACUGCCGCUACUUCCCCAUGCUGCUGAACCACCCAGAGAAGUGCGGGGGCGAUGUCUACCUGCUGGUGGUCAUCAAGUCGGUCAUCACACAGCACGACCGCCGGGAGGCCAUCCGCCAGACUUGGGGCCGCGAACGGGAGUCAGCGGGUGGGGGCCGGGGCGCCGUGCGCACCCUCUUCCUGCUGGGCACGGCCUCCAAGCAGGAUGAGCGCAUGCACUACCAGCAGCUGCUGGCCUAUGAGGACCGCCUCUACGGCGACAUCCUGCAGUGGGACUUUCUCGACACCUUCUUCAACCUGACCCUCAAGGAGAUCCACUUCCUCAAGUGGCUGGACAUCUACUGCCCCCACGUCCCCUUCAUCUUCAAAGGCGACGAUGACGUCUUCGUCAACCCCACCAACCUGCUAGAAUUUCUGGCUGACCGGCAGCCACAGGAAAACCUGUUCGUGGGUGAUGUCAUGCAGCACGCUCGGCCCAUCCGCAGGAAGGACAACAAAUACUACAUCCCGGGGGCCCUGUACAGCAAGGCCAGCUACCCGCCAUAUGCAGGCGGCGGUGGCUUCCUCAUGGCCGGCAGCCUGGCCCGGCGCCUGCACCACGCCUGUGACACCCUGGAGCUCUACCCCAUCGACGACGUCUUCCUGGGCAUGUGCCUGGAGGUGCUGGGCGUGCGGCCCACGGCCCACGAGGGCUUCAAGACUUUCGGCAUCUCUCGGAACCGCAACAGCCGCAUGAACAAGGAGCCGUGCUUCUUCCGUGCCAUGCUGGUGGUCCACAAGCUGCUGCCCCCCGAGCUGCUGGCCAUGUGGGGGCUGGUGCACAGCAACCUCACCUGCUCCCGCAAGCUCCAGGUGCUCUGACCCAGGCCGGGCCACCAGGACAGGCCAGGGCACAUGCUCCUGAGCCCCCAUCAUAUCAGGGCUGGAACAGUAGUGCCCGGGCCUAGCCCUUGGUCCCCAAGGGGAGGUGGAGGGUGGAGGCCUACGUGCCACUGGGUGUGCUGGGGUGCAGAUAGCCAGAGAGGGACCUCCCUGUGUGGAUAAUUCCAGGAAACUAGGCCCAGGAACGGCUGGAGCUGCCCAGUCUGGAGGCCCUCUCCGAGAAGUGACCUGGUUCGUGGCUGGCCCCUCAAACCUGGUGGGAGGUCCUGGCGAUCUCUGGAGGUACUGUGCUCAGGUACCUGGGCUAGGCUUGGCCUGAUGAGUCUGUGGCCGCCCCUCAUCUUCACAGGGAAGAGUCUUCUGUGAAAUGCCUCAGUCUCCCCAGCGGCCAGGCGGGCCUGGCCGGAGAAACCUGACCCUGUACAGGCUCACAGGUGCCCCCAGUCCACGCGCUGGUCUCCCAGCAGGCUCUCCGCAGCCCCAGGCCUGCCUGCAGCCGGGCCGUCUCCCCUCUGGGGCCUCGGCUCCAGGGCCUCGGCUCCUGGCUGUGUCCUGUAACACCUAGAGGGGCAACCGCUCUGACUACCUCAGCGCCCCUCAGAACCUCCCACCCCACCCCAAAACAGGGCAGAAGAGCAGCACUCCUGGCCCCCUGAAACCCCAGUGCUGCCAACCCCAGCCGGAGGUGAGUCCCUCCCGCAGUCCCCACCCCCCCAGGCCUGGCUCCCUGGCUGGAAACCAGCCGCUUUGGCCCUGGAAGUGGACAUUCCUCUAUUACUGUGAAGUCUUAUUUAUGAAGAAUGUGGAGGGAGAAGGCUCCAGGCUUCAGGAGGGGGUGGUGUCCUCCCUGGCCCCCCUCCUUCCCUUCCCUCAUUCCAGCUGCCUGCCCCCAGCACCCCCAGGCCCCUCAUAGCCCCCUCCAGAGCCCUGCCCCCCUGCAUCCUGCUUCUGCAGGGCUUAGUGGACCAGCGGCUGCCCUGUGCAAGGUGGCUCAGCCGUGGAGUGGUGCAGAACAUUGCCACCUCCUACCUCAGCAGGGGUCACCUAGGAAAGAUGGAGGGAUCGACUAUUUUCUCAAUAAAAUGGGACUUUUUUUUUUUUUUUUCUGGUGUGAAACUGCAUGUUCCCAGGUCCAUCAGAGAGCCUGUCUGGGGCUGAGGUUGCCAGAGAGAUUUCGGAAGACACAGUUUGUUCCUUGUUCUUGGCUGGGGGAUACACAAGGACUUCUUGAAGGGAUGUAGAGGGGGCUGAGUGCUGGGUUACAGUGGGGAUGGGGGUGUGGCAACAGAAAGAUGUGGGAGCUAGCAGUGCACCCGGCCCUCGCCUGUGCCCUGGUGGACAGCUGAGCUGUGGCUCAGGCGUGGACCAGUGCCUUCCUGUCCCUGACAAGGGUGAGGCCAGAGUUGGCCUGAGGCUAAUGUUUUGGUGGGUGGGAUUAGAUCAGUGUGCUGAGGCUGGUGGGCUCCCUGAGGCACCUUCCAGUGAAAGCACUGAAGUGGCUUAUGGCCCUGUGCCAGGGACCUUGGCCCCAGCUGCUGACCUCCAGGAUGGGGAGGGAGCUGCCUCCCAGAAGAGUCACUCAGGCAGCAGUAGAGCAAGCCGGCGGCUCCCUGCCUGCACCCAGCUCAGGGGAAUCCCAGAGGGGUCAGAUGCCCCUGGAGGGAAAGGGGACAGCACUGCUCUUUCUCCCUCCCCAGCACGGGUCUUCCCACAGUUCCCUCUCAGCCAGCUGGCUGCAUAAUUUGCAGAGCCCAGUGCAAAAUGAAAUUACAGGACCCUGGUUCUAAAAAGGUAUUAAGAAUUU
Cebus imitator (Panamanian white-faced capuchin) is the source of this 3205-nucleotide messenger RNA. RefSeq names its product UDP-GlcNAc:betaGal beta-1,3-N-acetylglucosaminyltransferase 7 (gene B3GNT7). The coding region runs from base 175 to 1380 and encodes 401 amino acids. The record is from RefSeq and is a predicted model, not a curated record. Gene Ontology annotation, cellular component: membrane. Lineage: Eukaryota; Metazoa; Chordata; Mammalia; Primates; Cebidae. The transcript has 2 exons. Gene Ontology annotation, molecular function: hexosyltransferase activity.